Molecule: messenger RNA, 1275 nt
Organism: Penicillium coprophilum
Lineage: Eukaryota; Fungi; Ascomycota; Eurotiomycetes; Eurotiales; Aspergillaceae
Product: Cytochrome P450
Exons: 4
Coding region: 1-1275 (424 amino acids)
Molecular function (GO): monooxygenase activity; iron ion binding; heme binding
Source: RefSeq, a predicted model, not a curated record
AUGAAGACGACAAACCCUCAAUUCAAGGUGCAUCGGAGGUUGAUUCAAGAUUUGAUGACCCCGGCCUUUCUAAACGAGGUUUCGGCACCUCGAAUCUAUGAGGCUUUUACCUCACUCGUCAAUGUUUGGACCGAAAAAGCUCGGUUGGCGAACGGCCAUCCCUUUUCUGCUCUAGAUGAUGUCUACCAAGCAGCGCUAGAUGCUAUAUGGGCUGUUUCAUUUCCUCUCAAUUCAAAAGACAGCCUCAUGUAUGCUCAACGAUGGUUCCUCACUGGCUUUGCAAGUAUCAACACCACAUCGUCCACUGACAUCGAUGAACCUGCGGUCUUUCCCGAGGUUCCGAUCCCAGACGCCCUGCCCUACAUGCGCAGGGCAAGAGCAGUCAAGGAGGCGACGAUGGCCAGUGAGCUCGAGAAAGCGAAGGCGAGGUUCUCUUCAGGUACGCAAGAGGAGCGCAUUGUGAUUUGUGCCAUGGAUGCUAUCCUGCGUCGUGAGCUUGCUACUGCGAAGCAAGAGGAUCGAGAACCCUCUUACAACACGAGAACAAUAUUUGACGAGAUUUUCGGUCUGCUGAUUGCCGGCCACGACACAACAUCCACGACGGCAAUAUGGGGCCUCAAGUUUAUGUCCGAUCACCAGGAAAUACAAAAGGAAUUACGCGAAGCCCUUCGGAGCGGGUUUCCUAUAGCUAUUACAGAAUGCCGUCAACCAACCGCGGAAGAGAUCUCCAAGGCUCACAUCCCAUAUCUUGACGCUACACAAGAGGAAAUUAUCCGAAAGUCCGUGACAGGAGCAGGGAUAUGGCGCACAGCAAUGGUUGAUACUGUCGUUCUUGGGCAUCAUAUCCCUAAAGGCACAAAUUUGUUCCUCCUGGGAAAUGGUCCUGACUUUAUCGAGCCUCCGAUUGGCAAAAUUCCCGAGGAUCGUCGCAGCAAAAGCUGCCAGGAGAUGAAUGGGCGGGUUGGAUCGUGGGACCCAGCAGAUUCGAACCUGUUCCAGCCUGAACGGUGGAUCACGAAAGAGGACGGCAAAGAGUCAUUCGACUCUACGUCAGGCCCACAUCUUCUAUUUGGGCUGGGACCAAGAGGGUGCUUUGGAAGACGAAUGGCGUAUCUCGAACUGAAGAUUGUUCUUGUGUUGCUCUUGUGGAACUUUGAGUUGCAAAGCGUACCGGCCACUCUCAGUUCGUAUCAAGCGGUGGACAAGCUAAGCCAUCAACCUAGACAGUGCUAUUUGCGGCUUUUGAGCUCACCAUUGAACGAUCUUGGAACCUGA